AAUUCAGUCUGUAAUUUUUUUUCAGAGGACGUCUGAGAAAAACACAUAUAUGGUCGUUCCGGAUAGGAAUAAAAUCACAGAGGACCCCCCAAUAAAAGAGAAAAUUACCCUCUUGGACCCUCUUGAGACGAACCCCGUUUGGAUAGGACUUUAGUCUCUCUUUCCCUCUGUCUCUCAUACUCGCUGUCUUUACUUGCUCUUGUCUUUCCCUCUGUCUCGCUCUUUUUCUCUCGCUCUGUUUCACUCCCCAUCUCUCUGUCUCUCUCCCUUUGUCUCUUUCUCUCUGUUUUUCUCUCUGUCUCUCUCUCUCUCUCUCUCUCUCUCUCUUCCUCUCUCUCUCUGGGAUCAACAGUAGGGGAUUGGUCUCUUGCUGGCUGCAGACUAUUAAUAGGCUACUCCCUGAACACGCGUCACUUUUGGAGGUGAUCCUCUUAACCUGAAAGCGGACAGAGUGAGACGCAGUGUGUGAUUUGUUUGUGUUCUGAAAGGUAUUGAAGUUAACAGAGUUGAAGUUAGCAAAAUUUAGAGUGAGAACAUAUAAAUAACAUAAAUGAAAUAAAGCAAACAGCUCUAUUUCUUAUGUUCUUUGUUUUAUAUGGAGCUGGACUUAAUGACACUAUAUACAGAUUCUCACUGUCAGUGACUGUGGCUUUACUCUGCUGCCUGUUUGGCUGGUAGAGAAGGGCAUUCAGCAGCAGUCGAAGCUUCUUAGGGGCAGCUAUGACCGACGUACCUGACUCCCCCGGGGCCAGAAUAUCAGGCUGCUGGGCUCUGCGGUCAGGCGGAGGUGGCAGUGGCGAGGACUCAUUGGACAGGUUGCUCCCCCCACUGAACACCCCCCGCAGGAAGAGUACCACUCUGGGUAAAACAGAGCCCCCACUUCUGCGCACUGGCACCCGAACCAUCUACACAGCCGGCAGACCACCAUGGUACAAUGAGCAUGGAACACAGUCCAAAGAGGCCUUUGUCAUAGGCCUGUGUGGGGGCAGUGCAUCAGGAAAAACCACAGUGGCCAAUAAGAUCAUCGAGGCUCUGGAUGUCCCCUGGGUGGUUCUGUUGUCCAUGGACUCCUUCUACAAGGUUCUCUCUCCAGAAGAACAGGCUCUAGCUGCUAGUAAUGACUAUAAUUUCGACCACCCUGGAGCUUUCGACUUCCAGCUCCUUGUGACCACGCUGAGGAAACUCAAACAGGGCAAGAGCGUGAAGAUCCCAGUGUACGACUUCACCACACAUGGGAGACAGAAGGAGUGGAAAAACGUCUAUGGUGCCAGUGUCAUCAUCUUCGAAGGGAUAAUGGCUUUUACAGAUAAAGAGCUUUUGCAGCUUUUGGAUAUGAAGGUCUUUGUGGACACAGACUCUGAUAUCAGGCUUGUCCGCAGGCUGAAGAGGGACAUUACUGAGCGUGGACGGGACAUUGAAGGGGUUAUUAAGCAGUAUAAUAAAUUUGUAAAGCCGGCCUUUGAGCAGUAUAUCGAACCCACCAUGAGACUGGCAGACAUUGUGGUGCCACGAGGUGGGGGAAACAUGGUCGCCAUUGACCUGAUUGUACAGCAUGUUCACAGCCAGCUGGAGGAGCGUGAGCUCAGUGUCAGGGCUCUCCUGGCCUCAGCUCACCAGUCUCAGCCACUCCCUCAGACCCUCAGUGUGUUGGAAAGCACUCCACAAGUCAGAGGUCUCCAUACCAUCAUCAGAAAUAAAGACACCAGUCGGGAUGAAUUCAUCUUUUAUUCGAAGAGGCUGAUGCGCCUACUGAUAGAACACGCUCUGACGUUCUUGCCUUCUAAGAAGUGUAUGGUGCAGACUCCGCAAAGUCAAGAGUACGAAGGACGGAGUUUCAGUGGGAAAGGGAUCACAGGGGUGUCUAUCCUGCGGGCAGGUGAGACUAUGGAGCCGGCUCUCAGAGCUGUGUGUAAGGAUGUUCGCAUCGGCAAGCUCCUCAUCCAAACCAACCUGGACUCUGGAGAACCAGAGCUGCACUACCUGCGACUGCCCAAAGACAUCAGUGAGGACCAUGUGAUCCUGAUGGACAGCACCGUGUCCACAGGAGCGGCAGCCAUGAUGGCCAUCAGAGUGUUGUUGGAUCAUGAUGUUCAGGAGGAGAAUAUCCUCCUGGGGUCUCUGCUGAUGGCUGAGCUUGGGGUUCACUCUGUGGCCUACGCUUUCCCUCGAGUCAAAAUAAUCACCACAGCCGUGGACAAGAGUCUGGACGACUUCCUUCACGUCAUUCCAGGCAUAGGAGAUUUUGGGGAUCGCUACUUUGGAACUGAUGCCCCUUCAUUGUGGAGUGAUGAAGAGGACCAAGAACUGCCCAGCUGCUGAUGAAGAUUCUUUUUUAAGGACUGUACACUCAUGUCACUGUUCCAAAUCCCAUUUGACUACUUCCUCUACUCCUUUGUAGUUGAUUGUCAGGGAUAGUUUGACCAGUAUGGCAAAUUCUAUUAGAAUGGGCUUUCACUCGUAGGUGGUUUAACACCUGCUAUUUUGGUUUGGACCAAAGGUGCUGCAGACCACAGUCUGGACCCCAAGGACCAAUAUUUGGUCUGUUCUAAAGAGAUGGUCUUGGUUUGGUUCAGUUUGCAGUGGGAGGACUUUUUAAAAUUAGUUUGGAUUUUUAGAGCGAUUACAGGAAGCUAAGGUGGGCUGUUAUGACCUGUUAAAACAAUAGAAUAAAAAAAAAAAAAAACAAUGUAACGAAAUUCGACUCUCGCUUGUGCACAUGCAUUACGCAGUAGUAUGGGCACAAAGCCUGUAUCAUAUUUCUGUAUCUACUGUAACUGUAGACUUAUCCUUAUUUUUAUAAACAGAAAUAAAACCAAUCUGGGAAUGUUAUGCUCAAUAUGCUACCUGACU
Molecule: messenger RNA, 2850 nt
Organism: Astyanax mexicanus (Mexican tetra)
Lineage: Eukaryota; Metazoa; Chordata; Actinopteri; Characiformes; Acestrorhamphidae
Gene: uckl1a
Product: uridine-cytidine kinase 1-like 1a
Exons: 15
Coding region: 721-2319 (532 amino acids)
Cellular component (GO): cytoplasm
Molecular function (GO): ATP binding; kinase activity
Source: RefSeq, a predicted model, not a curated record